Messenger RNA from Volvox carteri f. nagariensis, 324 nucleotides. RefSeq lists its product as uncharacterized. NCBI's taxonomy places the organism in Eukaryota, Viridiplantae, Chlorophyta, Chlorophyceae, Chlamydomonadales, Volvocaceae. The transcript has 2 exons. The record is from RefSeq and is a predicted model, not a curated record. Bases 1 to 324 code for a protein of 107 amino acids.
AUGGAGAACGGGGAGCACAAACGCAAGAGGAAGCGUAGCCGUAGCAAGGGAGGCCCCAGCGAGGGCCCGGGCGGCGCCGGCACGGACGCGGGUCCUUUACCAAAGCAGGGUACUAAGCCACAGGUUUCGACGCCAGGCGUUCGUCAGAGUAAAGCAUUGCAGCAGAAUGGCAAGAGUGCCCAACCGCAGCGGCCAUCUUCAGCUCCUGUAGGAAAGGCGGCCGCGAAGGGCAAGUCCCCGCAACAACCAGGAGCCGCAAAGCAGCAGAUCGCACCAGCUGCCAAGGUAAUUACAUCCAUGUUUUGGUUAUCGUGGAUACGGUGA